AUGGAAGAAAAGUACGCUUUCGACUGUAUAACUCCACAAUUGAAACACUUACGCUUUUGUGGUUACUAUCAGCUGGAUCCUAAUACUCCCAAAUAUUUCAAUAUUUUGCAUAAAAUUUACAUGCGCUUCAGCUUAAUAUUGAUCACUGUUUUUGCGAUUCAGGAAGCCGUUCAUAUUUUUAACGUUCAAGAUGACAGAGAAAAGAUGAUAAACGUUUUAUUUCUUUUCCUUACACACACAGACUCUAUCUACAAACAAGCUGUGUUUUGGUUGAAAGAAGACAAAAUAGAGGGGCUUUUAGAUACAAUGAGAGGUCCGAUCUACAAUCAGGGUCAACCUGAGCACAGAAUGUAUUUUCAACCCCUGAGGCGCAUUGGAUCACUGCUUCUUCGCGUAGACAAUGGCAUGGCUCUUAUGACAUGUUUCUUGUGGAUGUUGCUCCCAGUAAUUGGACAUAUUCAGUCCAGAACUAUUGAAUUCUCUUUCUGGGUUCCUUAUGAUUAUAACAGGGAUCCACAUUUUUAUUUUACAGCAAUUUACGUUUGGGUCACAGAAUCGUGGCAGGCCUUCGGUAACACGACCAUGGACAUAUUCAUAGCCGUCCUGUUGGCUCAAUGCAAAAUACAAAUACAAAUUUUAAGGUUUGAAUUAACUAAUUUGGUAAAGAGAAGUAAAGAUUUAGCACAAGAAUCAGACGAGCCUUUUGAGGAAGCACUAAAACAACGCUUUGAGAUGCUAGUGCUUCAUCAUUGGAAAAUACUAGAUUUUGUAAACGUUGUUCAAGAAAUAUACGGAGGAGCUAUAUUUUAUCAGUUCUUAGUCGGAGGUUGGAUUAUUUGUACAUCCGUUUACAAAAUGGCUGAUCUUAAUCCUGCCUCAGUGGAAUUCGUAUCGAUGACUACCUACAUGUUCUGCAUACUUACUGAAAUAUUUGUAUACUGUUACUACGGAAGUGAGCUGACUAAUGAGAGCGACAUGUUAACGAACGCUGUGUAUUUUAUGGACUGGCUCGAAAUUUCGCCAUUGGAUAGAAAGAAAAUAAUCAUAUUGAUGGAAAGGGUGAAACGUCCUAUAGUACCCAUUGCUGGGAAUCUCAUACCUCUAUCAAAUGUCACAUUUGUAAAAGUAGUAAAAAGUUCGUAUUCUUUUUUCGCACUGCUAAAGGCUACAAACGAAUAG
Aricia agestis (brown argus) is the source of this 1179-nucleotide messenger RNA. Its product is annotated as odorant receptor 94a-like. The record is from RefSeq and is a predicted model, not a curated record. Gene Ontology annotation, biological process: detection of chemical stimulus involved in sensory perception of smell; sensory perception of smell. The transcript is spliced from 9 exons. The coding region runs from base 1 to 1179 and encodes 392 amino acids. Lineage: Eukaryota; Metazoa; Arthropoda; Insecta; Lepidoptera; Lycaenidae. Gene Ontology annotation, molecular function: odorant binding; olfactory receptor activity. Gene Ontology annotation, cellular component: plasma membrane.